Messenger RNA from Cheilinus undulatus (humphead wrasse), 14087 nucleotides. It is a transcript of the gene hipk2, whose product is annotated as homeodomain interacting protein kinase 2. Gene Ontology annotation, molecular function: SMAD binding; protein tyrosine kinase activity; protein serine/threonine kinase activity. The record is from RefSeq and is a predicted model, not a curated record. Gene Ontology annotation, biological process: intrinsic apoptotic signaling pathway in response to DNA damage by p53 class mediator; peptidyl-serine phosphorylation; smoothened signaling pathway. The transcript has 15 exons. Bases 320 to 4039 code for a protein of 1239 amino acids. Gene Ontology annotation, cellular component: PML body; nucleus; cytoplasm. Lineage: Eukaryota; Metazoa; Chordata; Actinopteri; Labriformes; Labridae.
CUCCUCACUCCACAGACAUGUCGCACAAUAGCUGAAGUAAAGCUGUCAUCUCGGCUCGUCCUCUGAGCCUCCAGAGAAACUCCCGGCGGUCGGAUCGGAGUCGUCAGCCUCUCCUCGGUGUCCCCCUUCGCCUCGGACUCUACGUUUGCACACGGCUGGAUAUGAAUUAUGAGCAUUUUCCUCACUAAUGAACCGGGCCAGUAAUGCAGGAGACCGCGGCGACUCUCUCAUCACUGUUUCAAGAUGGCAGAUUUUCAUUGAGUUUUGAGCAGAAAUCUCGCUUGAUUUUUUGCCAUGAAUAACAGAAAUCCUUGCACCGAUGGCCCCUAUAUACGAAGGUAUGGCCUCGCAAGUGCAAGUGUUCUCCCCUCACACUCUCCAAUCAAGUGCCUUCUUUAGCGUGAAGAAACUGAAGGUGGAGCAGAGUUGUAACUGGGAUAUGACAGGGUACGGCACACACAGCAAAGUCUACAGCCACAACAGCAGCAAGAACUUGUCGGCCACCAGUGGCCCCCUAGGCAUCAACAGCUCCCUGCAGGUCGCCAGCUCCACCCUGCCCUACGAGCAGGCGCUCAUCUUCCCAGCCAGCGCGGGCCACAUCGUGGUCGCCUCAGCCAGCAGCACUUCGGGGGCCGUGGGGUCUCUGCUGGGCAGCGGGGGUGGAGGCAGCAGCAGCAACAGCAGCGGUGGUGGAGGCGGGGGCGGUGGAAGUUUGGGCGGUGGGAUCGGUGUUCACAACCUGACCCGCCGCAGCACGGUCAGUCUCCUGGAUACGUACCAGAGAUGCGGGCUUAAACGCAAGAGUGAGGAGCUUGACAACAACAGCAGUGUGCAGAUCAUUGAGGAGCACGGCCCACCCAUGAUACAGAACGGAGCAGCCAGUGGGGCCACGGUGGCCACGGUGGCCACCGCCACCUCUACGGCAACGUCGAAGAACAGCGGCUCCAAUAGCGAGGGGGAUUACCAGCUAGUGCAGCAUGAGGUGCUCUGCUCCAUGACCAACACGUACGAGGUGCUGGAGUUCUUAGGGAGAGGAACCUUCGGACAGGUUGUGAAGUGCUGGAAGAGGGGCACCAACGAGAUCGUGGCGAUAAAGAUCCUGAAGAACCACCCAUCGUACGCACGGCAGGGCCAGAUCGAGGUCAGCAUCCUGGCGCGUCUCAGCACGGAGAGUGCAGAUGACUACAACUUUGUGAGGGCCUACGAGUGCUUCCAGCACAAGAACCACACGUGCCUGGUAUUUGAGAUGCUGGAGCAGAACCUGUACGACUUCCUGAAGCAGAACAAGUUCAGCCCCUUGCCGCUCAAGUACAUCAGACCCGUGCUGCAGCAGGUGGCCACAGCGCUAAUGAAGCUGAAGAGCCUGGGGCUGAUCCAUGCGGACCUUAAGCCGGAGAACAUCAUGCUGGUGGACCCGUCUCGACAGCCCUACAGGGUUAAAGUUAUCGACUUUGGAUCUGCCAGCCAUGUGUCCAAAGCAGUCUGCUCCACUUAUCUACAGUCCAGAUACUACAGGGCUCCAGAGAUCAUCCUGGGCCUGCCGUUCUGUGAGGCCAUAGACAUGUGGUCCCUGGGCUGUGUGAUAGCUGAGCUCUUCCUGGGAUGGCCCCUCUACCCCGGAGCCUCAGAGUACGAUCAGAUCCGGUACAUCUCACAGACGCAGGGCCUGCCUGCAGAGUAUCUGCUGAGUGCAGGGACGAAGACCACCAGGUUCUUCAACAGAGACCCAGACUCCACCUACCCUCUCUGGAGACUAAAGACUCCAGAGGACCACGAGGGUGAAACAGGGAUCAAGUCCAAGGAGGCUCGCAAGUACAUCUUCAACUGCCUGGAUGAUAUGGCACAGGUGAACAUGACGUCAGAUCUGGAAGGGAGCGACAUGUUGGCAGAGAAGGCCGACAGGAGGGAGUUCAUCGACUUGUUAACCAAGAUGUUGACCAUCGACGCAGACAAGAGGAUCACCCCCAUCGAAACUCUCAACCACCCCUUUGUGACGAUGUCGCACCUCCUUGAUUUCCCGCACAGCACACACGUCAAGUCGUGCUUCCAAAACAUGGAGAUCUGCAAGCGCCGUGUCAACAUGUACGACACAGUCAACCAGAGCAAGACGCCCUUUAUCACCCACGUGGCCCCCAGCACCUCCACCAACCUCACCAUGACCUUCAACAACCAGCUGAACACUGUGCACAGCCAGGCCACCAACCUGGCUCCCUCCUCCACCAACAAUGCCACCCUUUCCUUUGCAAGUCCUGAUGUCUCCAUACUAAACUACCAAUCUGCACUCUACCAGCCCUCCGCUGCCUCCAUGGCAGCCGUGGCCCAGAGGAGCAUGCCCCUGCAGCCUGGGGCUCCCCAGCUCUGCGCCGCCCGGCCCGACCCCUUCCAGCAGGCGCUCAUCGUCUGUCCACCUGGCUUCCAAGGGCUGCAGGCAUCCCCCUCCAAGCACACCAGUUACUCUGUGCGGAUGGAGAAUGCUGUUCCCAUAGUGACCCAGGCCCCUGGUGCCCAGCCUCUUCAGAUACAGCCUGGCCUGCUCACACAGCAGGCCUGGCCCAGCGGCACCCAGCAGAUCCUUCUGCCUCCAGCCUGGCAGCAGCUCACCCACACCUCAGUCCAGCAUGCCACUGUCAUCCCCGACUCCAUGAGCAGCACACAGCCUCUCACCAACUGGAGGAAUUCCCAUCCUCAUGGCAGCCAUUACAAUCCCAUCAUGCAGCAGCCAGCAUUGUUAGCUGGCCAUGUCACGCUCCCAUCAAACCAGACGCUAAAUGUUGGAGUGGCACAUGUAAUGAGGCAGCCGCCAGCCAGUAACAACUCCUCUUCCAAAAAGAACAAACAGCACCAGAUGUCUGCCAGGAACAUGUCAGCCUACGAGGUGUCGUCCUCUCAGGCGGUGCUGUCCCCGCAGCGCUCCAAGAGGGUGAAGGAGAACACGCCUCCGCGCUGCGCCGUGCUACAGAACGGCUCCACCUCCAACUGCCCGCCCCAGCAGGGAUGUGGGGGCAGCAGUUGGGGGGGUAACGAAGCAGAGCAGGCGUCCAGCACCACCAGCGACCAUCAGCACCAGCAUCACGUCCCCAGACAGACCAUCAUCAUCCCCGACACGCCCAGCCCUGCAGUCAGCAUCAUCACCAUCAGCAGUGACACGGAUGAGGAAGACGACCACAAACAAAACAACAGAUCGUCUUCAAAGCAGCGGAAGAAUGUCAUUAGUUGCGUGACAGUCCACGAUUCACCCGAUUCUGACUGUUCCAGCAACAACAGCCCAUACACUGUGGAGUCCAGACCCCCCAACAACAACAGCUACGACACAAAGACCACCAUCCUGGACAACUACAACAACGGGAACCCCCGGACCAUCAUCAUCCCCCCUCUGAAAACCCAGAACAGCGAGGCCCCCAGUGAGUGUGAGCAGCUGAUGCCAGAAGCAAUGAACCAUCUAAAUUCAGCUUACAAAUUCAAAUCCUCCAAUGGGGUGUUGUCUGGCAAUAAUCACCUGCCAGGAGGCGGGUCCUAUCGACAGCAGCGCUCAGGGCCACACCCCCUCCAGCAGCAGCCUCUCAAUCUCAGCCAGGCCCAGCAGCACAUGGUAGCUGAGCGAAAUGGAGGUCAUCGGCGCCAGCAGGCCUACAUCACUCCCACCAUCGCCGCUCAGGCUCCGUACUCCUUCCACCACAACAGCCCCUCCCACACAGGCAACGUCCACCCUCACCUGGCAGCCACACACCUGCCCAGCCAGCCCCAUCUCUACACCUACACGGCGCCUGCUGCUCUCGGCUCCACCGGCACCGUGGCCCAUCUGGUGGCGUCGCAGGGUACGGCGCGCCACGCCGUUCAGCACGGAAGCUACCCGCCCAGCAUCGUCCACCAGGUUCCUGUCAGCAUGGGCCACCGCGUGCUGCCCUCCCCCACCCUACACCACAGCCAGUACCAGGCCCAGUUUGCCCACCAGGCCUACAUCAGCGCCUCGCCCGCCUCCACUGUCUACACUGGAUACCCGCUGAGCCCCACCAAGGUUAACCAGUACCCUUACCUCUAGAGAAGACACUGACUGACACUGGAGAGCCUGACCCAGCUCUGCUGCUUCUCCCUGACCAACCGCCCUGAGCCCCGUCUGCCCCAAACAUCCUCUCCUCGACCUCAGACAUAAACAGAGACAGAGGAACAUGCAAUCCUCAUCAAACUGUCACUUAUAACUUGAAGAUAAAACGACAGAGAGAAAAGAAAAAAAAAAAGAUUCAAGUCUCUCCAGAAGGGAAAGAUGGCGCUGGAUUUCAGAGGGGUACUGUUUAGUUUGUCCUUUAAUUUCUUUCUGGAAAGGGCCAGUUUUGCUUUGAUUUGAUUCUUCUUUGCUUUUCUUUACAAGGAAAUUGAUGUCUCAUUAGUUUUCCAGGGAAGUUUGAAACAGGCCUUUUGGGACAUUGGAGGAUUUCUGGUUUCUUUUCUUUAAUUUUCCCCUCUUAAAUUGGAGAAGAAGUGACUGUUGAACAGGGGUUACUGACUGGAAGUUCGAGAUCCCAAGAGACUUGGGAGAAGGUGAAAUACGGAAACCUGCUGCUCUUCAAAGAAAAAAUAUUGAUGGCCUUGAACUGUCUUAAUAUUUCCAAAUCAUUCACAGUGUGGGGAGAAAAGAGAGGAAAAAACCUCCCCACACUCCACCUUCUCCAGCUGAGGAGGCUUCUGGAAAUAUAACCAACAGAAGACAACAAACUUUUUAGCGUAUUUAUAGAUAUUUUUUUCCUUUACGUUUCACCUUUAUGACAAUACUUCAGUUUUAGCUAGGUGUCUUAGCUGGGCCCCGUUCUUAGAAUGUAGCAGUCUGCACCCGUUUGUUUAAGAAGAAACUUUUUUUCCCCCUAAACCAAUAGUUUCCUCUUUUUUCAAUGUGAUUGCACAAAGUGGUUAUAAUAACAUAGGCAUGUACAACGUGAUUGUCUGUGUGUGCUACUGUCAGCCAUGCGUGUGUAGUCCACCUCCUCAGAUUCUCUUCAGUCCUUAGGUUUUGACAUUGUUCCCUCGUAGUGCCUUACAGAUAUACCGACACAGUUUACUCGGCUUGGAUCCUGAAAGCCACAAGAGACUAUAGCUAUACUUAGAGAGACGUGUUUCCCUGGUUUGAUGCCCCAGUCGGGGCAGUUGUAGCUCUCUUCCAGGUGUAGGCUCAGCCCUUGCUGUUUUCUUGCCCUUAAUGACAGCGUACUAUAGGUGAUGAAGAUUAACGUCUGACUUGAUAUCACACUGAGUUUUUUAUUAUGUGUGCAUGAGAUAACUUGCCUGGGGUACUUAACCAAAGUCAUAGAUAAAUUCUUGUUACAUUUGCUCUGGAUAUUGAUGUAAAUAUGAAAAUGUACAGUAUAGCUGUAGCUGUAAACCUCCAUCACCCGAAAUGUGGCGUUAGUUUGGAAUAGUUUUUUGUUUUUAUUCCACAGGGGAAAAGAGCUCAGCAGUGAUUCUGCAGGUAAAUUUCCCCAUUCAGAUCCUCCACUGAUAUUCCAGGAAAUUCUGAAAAUGCAUAUUUUAAAGACAAACAGCUACCUGAAUACUCAUGGAUAGAAAACAUUUGAUUUGGUGCAAAAACUAGACAGUGAAAAACAGUGAAAAUUUCAGAAGUGAGUUUAAGAACUAUGCAUCCUAGAAUCCAUUACUAAUGAUAGUUUAACCAAUGUGACUCUAUUAGGGAUGUCCCAUCUGCUUAAACACAUGAUUUCAUUACAUUUGACUAGUCUACAGUCAUAAAAAUACCAUGAAAGCAGUCAAAAUGCACUAUUUUUUGAGGCAGAACCACAGCAGCAUUGGUAAAUAAUGUGACAUUGGUUUACAGAAUGUGGCAAAUGUUAGCAGUGCUAGCACCGCUAGCUUUCGAUCCUCUUUGCAGUUUAAUAUCCACAUUUCUGACCUCAAUGCCUAAGUUAAAUGCUAGUGCAACUCAACACAGCUGUGUACAUUGUUAUCACCAUUUUCAAUCAAUGCUUUCAGUUCACUGUUGUUUACAUUGCAUUAAAGAGCACUACAGCAGCAAGGCAGUAGCUAUUUAGCAUGGCUACAGGGAGCAACUAGUGGCAGGCUUUGAUAGACUUUAAAUAGAGUAUUGGACCGUGAUUGUUGUCCUAAACUAAGAAAAAAAUAUCAUAAUUUCUGUAAACAAAUAGUAAUUCUUUUGCCAUCCAGCAUCUUUGACCAUUUAGGUGGCUAAAUUGGUCAACUUCCUCCUAUCAAUAACAAAAUGUAGUUCUAUAAAAACAUGCAUGGAUUGUCUUUCUAUAUUUGGAAUUUUCAAAAAGUCCAAAAGAGUUUAAUUUGAAAACAACCAGGAACAUGGGUGGUACCAGGUUAAUGUUAAAGUUGGCAAACGGUAACCCCAAUCAAAACCGUUGCUCUGUCACAGUUGCAUUAUGGGCAGUGUUUUUCUUUACCCGUAGAUUGCAAUUAACCAUGUUUUUCUUGAUAUAAGGUUAGCCUAAACCUAACCAUAACUCUACCCAAAGCCAAAAUCUCACCGUUACCCUUGCCGUGAUGCAAUAUAAGGUGAAAUAGAGUCCUCUACAUGAGUAUAUGCCAUCGGUUCAUGCUCAGGUAGCUUGUGGUAAGUCUAACUUGGACAUUUUGGCUGAUAAAUGAAUCUACAAUGGAGAAAAUGAUCUGGAUUUUUACUUCCAGGAUCAUACUCUUGAGCUCUAUUCAUGCAACGUGAUUACAGAGCAGAGAUUUUAGCUUCAUGCAAAGGGAAUGAGUUACAGUACAAUGUUCGAGACACAGUAGAGGUCGUUUUUUUAAGGCUAAAAGCUAGUCCGAGAGAAGGGCCUGACAGAAAGUGAUUGUUGCCACGAGGGGGAUGCUGCGAGGCUAGAGAUAUAGCCAGGCUGCAGCGACAAGACAGAGUAUUGAGGGUUGUUUGAGAGAGACACUGUGUAGGCACGAGUGAGGGGGCUGGUUGAAAGCGUAGGGUCAGUUUAGGUAGGGCAGGGUGACUCUCUCUACCUUAAAUGGGACUAAAACGGUAGCAAGUUGGCACUGAGCAGGUUGAUAGUAACACUGAGCCCGGGUGGUUGGUAGGAGCCGAAGAGGCACUACCUUACCUGAAUGCACACUUAAUGAAUCCUUUCGUUGUUGUCAUUUCUUGCAGUUGUUGUUUGUUUCUUCAGCGAGGAUAAUUGGAUGUUAUUUGUCGAGGUUUGGGUAGCAGCUGCAAGAACAGAACAGGAGGGAAAUGCCGCAGCGUACACCUGGAAGGGCACCUUGUGGACGAUUAGUUGUCACUGUCCAUUUGUCUUCGAACCAGGUACACCGCAGACAUCGCCACUCCAGCUGAACGGGAUACCUGAACACUUAGAGAACCAAUAGGGCUGUCGCUUUGUGUGUUUGCUGCUUGAUUUAACAGACAUUUUUUUGUUUUCGUAGCCAAUGAUUCAAAUAAUCUCCUUUGUUCAUUCGUCCCCUUGAACUCGGGCACAUCAGAACUGCUGAUGGUUUAGUGAAAGCCUCCCCUCCCUUCAUGGUAUGCCAUAGUACUUGCAUUUGAAGUGAUUUUUUUUCUUUCAUUUUUUUAACUUAACAUUAUCUCAGACUUUUUGACAUGGCUGUAGUACAUGUUGUGUUUAUUUUUUAGAGAUUGUUGCAAUAAUUCUUGUGGAUGUUUUAUCAGAGUGUGUGUGUGUGUUUUUAUUAUAUGUCAGGCUCAUUUCUAUUUUGUAACCUGGGGGUUGAUGUACAGUAAUAUUUAGUAUUCCUCGGAGAUGGGUGCACCUGUGUAAAGUGUUGCGAAACACUGCUGAUGAUAGAGUUAAGUGUGGUGAUAAUCCAAUCCAAAGGGGCCCAGAUAAACCCGUGGUUCUCAGCUGGUGUAGCCUUUGGAUCCACCACCUCUUUAAUCGGGAGGAGCAGGAGCCAAAUUUCCCAAAAUCAACUAUCGCUUGAAUGGAAUAUGUUGCUGUUUGGACCUAAAACUGGAACAAAACAGACGACUGAACAAACAGAAAGGUCAAAAUAAGCAUGAUUGACAAGAGCAUAAUUGCAAAACACUCUAGUAGGACAUGCCUUCAUUUUAUUUUACUCCAUUUCAUAUGCAAUGUGCAAAUUCAUGUUGUUUUUAAUGGAUCUUGAGAAAUUUACCCAUUUUUGGAUGCUUUUCAAUUGUUGGACCUUUCCCUAGAAACUAGGAACCUUCUGAGGAACUCUGCUUUUUAAUUCCAGGGUAGAAAAUUGACUCCUUUAAAAGUCCCUGCACAGGGGGAAGUACUUUCCAAAAGCUCAGGAACUGGAAGGACUCAGGCUGUAGAAGGGAUGCACAGUGCAUUAAUUCAACAUCCCUAUCGGCCAGUAUUGGCACUUAUAAUAGCCAUAGGCCAUCUGCAAGAAAGUGGGCAUAAGCAUUAAAUCAAUUUAAUGUGGACACUUGACACACCGCAUAUGGAAUUUGGGCAGAAGAUGAGAGCUAUUGGACAAACUCUAAAGUGUGUCAUGGUCAAACAUGAGAGAGUAGGAUGGCAUUGUGGGAGGGUGACACUGAAAGAAGCAAUGAAAACAGUAUCAGCACCAGUUCAGGCUGUCAAAUUAUCAAUUUUUAAACAUUAUUAUCCCUGAUUUUUCCAGUCAGCGCAUCUCUAGGCUGCAGUGCCGAGCGUUCCUGAUUGGCUACUAGGUCAACAACUCUGCCUUUGACCCUCAGGUGACCACAGAGAUCAUUAGCCUUCUAAUGGUUGGCAAACAGUCAGUUUUAGAGCUUAAGAAGCCUUUCAGAGAAGAGGCUAAACAUCUCCAACAACCUUGUCCAAGUCUAGUUGAUCUGUCUGGAUCAAGCAUUGGCUAACCUGGAAGGCUGAGCACCUACAUAGGCAUUUAAUACAAUAUAACUCUAUAUAACAGAAUAUAGAGCCUGUGUCAGCCCCCCUGACCCAGACCCUUCAUUACCAAACAUCAAAAUAUUUGAAAAGUCACAAAAAAUCUUUGGCAUCAAAAUCCAUGCACCCAUUUUCUAUACUGCUUAUCCCACUGGGGGUUGCAGGGGGGCUGGAGCCUAUCCCAGCUGUCAUUUGGUGAGAGGCUGGGUACACCCUAAACUGGUCACCAGUCAGUUGCAGGGCUGGCAUCCAAAUCUUUACUUGAAAUUGAUCUGAUGGUGCUUUUACUAAGUGAUAGGACUUAAGACCUGGGUGGAAAUGCAGACAAUGCUGGGCCUCAGGAACCAUCUAGUUCCUUGGAGAGGCAUAAAGUUCCUGUUUUUUUGGUUCAAAAGCGGCUUUUGUCCCCCCUAGAUAAUGAGCUAAGAAAGUCAAGAUCUUAUGAAAACAACCAAAAUGUAGUUAUAAUUGCAGCAAAAUGGAGAAAAAUCAAACAUAUGGAUAUGUGUCCAUGUUAUCCUCUAUAUCGUAGACUUUUGCUGUUUUCUAACCACACAUUUGCAAUCCAUUGGAAACAGCUUCCACCUUCAGGUCCUGACUCACUAGUUGAGAACCACUGGUAUACUAGAUGAUGCCCCGGCUCUAUGAGGCCAAGCCCUGGUUUGAAAUCUCCCUUUAUGGGCCCUAGAGAGGUUUGUCAUCCUGGUACUUGUUUCCCAAAACCUCUCCACUCCCCUUCAGGUCCAGCAUGCAAGCCUCGGGUGCAGGCAGUGUAAAGAUGUGAUUACAUUGCUGGUUACAUCAUACUUCUCUGUUCUGUUUUUGUGUUUUUAUUUUAUUGUAUCGACUUAAUUUCCUCUAGGCCUUCAGGGUCUAAGCACACAAGCAUAUAAGGGAGAUGAUUAUUUUCCAUUGGGUCUUCUGUUGUGAGACAGACUACUGAAACAUUCCACUGUUUUGAGGGAAUUUGGUGUUACCCACGCUACACUGCUGUUCUGUCCCCCCUCUCAACACGGGGGAUAGCAUCACCAUCACUCUAGGACUUUUUCACUCCUCCCCACCAAAGAAUUCAACAGGUUGAUCAUGUACAGCACAGCACGGAACAGUGCAAGCAAUCCUCCACUAGCGCAAACAGGCAAUAACUUCUGGCAUCAUCUUUACAAGUGCUUUUGAGGACAUUCUCUGCAACACCCAAUCAAAUGCAUGUGUGCAUAUGAUGUUUGAGUACACAGGGAGGAUUUAACAUACUUAAAACAUACAGCACAGUUGUUUUUUUUUAACUGGCAGUUUGUUUUAAAGCUUUUUUUGUUCACACUCGGCCCCGUCGACAUUGAAUGAUCAGUGAUUAUCUAACCUCUCUCCAAAUUAUUAAGCCAGUUCUUUAUUUUUUAUGUUAUUGAUGUUGUAGCUUUAUUGAUGUUGUAUGAAAAUGAAUUUGUAAAAAAGAAAAAGAAAAAAACCCUUGUUUUACAUUAGCGUGCCAUUGAUUAGAAUGAUCUGUGAAAAAUAUUAAUCAAAAAUGUACCAACUAUACCUUUAAAUAUGGUCACCUGCACAAAAUGAAUGUAAUAUGUGACCUGCUACAUCUGAAAUGGCUUUAGAUCCUUCUCAGUGGGUGACCAUUUAAUUUCUACACCAUUUGUGGCCAUGCAUGACGCAAUAAUUACACCCGAUCUCCAGCAAAUCCUAUAAGAGACAUGAUGUAAAAUUACCACUUUAAGAGGAUAUCAAAAGAUCACUAUUUUCACUAAUUGAACAUCCAAUUAAGAGAAGCCCUGUAUGUGCAACAUCGUGGAACUUGAUGUGUAUGAUACCUUUGUCUAUUACUCUGUUUCACAUAACCAAUGUUUUGUGUUUUAUAAGAAAGGGGAAUCAGAAAUGUGAGUAGAUCGAGUGACCUUACAAUUUACCAAAAUGUGCUUAAGUAGAGUGUAAAAAUGUUUUGUGUUGUUGAGGUGAGCGUAGCCUUCCCAGCUGGCGACUUUACUGUUAGAGUACUGCCUUCCAAAUAACCAUCAGUACCUCCAAAGUUAACGGUGACAGUUGAAUUAGACGAGAGUAAAUAAGGCAGCAUCUCUGUCGGACGUUCUCCUUUAAAAUACACUCAAACUUCCAGCGUUGCUCAUAGAAACUUCUACUGCAGAAGCUUGUGAACAAUGGAGAAACAUUCCCAAGAGCAGGGUGGCUCACUGUGCUGCAUUAUAAAAUAUAUAUUACAAAAAUAGUAUAUAUUGUUCGUUAGACAAGUCAACUUCACUCCUGCAAAAAGUGAGCAGACAGUCUGCAACCUGCACACUCUGACACUUUAAGGUGCACAAAAACUGUAAUAGUCUGAACCAAUGAGUAAGUACCUUCUAGAUAACCUCUGAAAUUGACAUAGAUACCUGGAAGCAAAUAAGUAGAGAAACAUGAGUUAAGCUACACUAAAGGCCUGUGUCCACGGAUGCCAUUUUUUGCACUGGCAGUACCUACAACUUCAGUGUCAGAGUGCUUCUAAACAGCAAGGUCACAGAAGUUUAUCUCUGCUCUCCACUGCAGUAUGCACGUCAUUUUAAAACAGCUCCAUGUGCCUAGCAUUUUCCUGUUUCAAGGAAAAAUCUCCAAGAAAAAAAAAAUGGUGUAAAUGUACACCAGAGUACGGCAACGGCCCACCUCACUUGCAUUGUCAGGGAGGUGUGUGAUAGGAUCCGAAAGAUGGUAACCAAGCCAGGGCAGAGCGAAGCCAGAGGAUACUCUGGUUGAGCCCCAUAGUCGGUCUCCUGUCUUGCCAUUUAAAGCAGCUGUAGACAAAGAGAAAGUUUCCCCUUGAAACGAUAAUUCUGAUUGGUUUAUCACCCACCAUGGCUGUUGAGCCCUGCCCCUUCUUGAUGAGGGAUGGAUUUCACAUGUAUUCAAGUGACUAAACAUGACAUAGGGGCAGAUCCAUGGGGUAAACUACAUAACAUAAGCUCCAAAGGCUGCCAUUGUCAUUGUUCACUAUCAGUGGAGCCAGUUAUUGAACUAAACUCUUGAGAAAGACAGCAAACUGCUACUUCAGCUACAUCCGAGCAAACCACUUCUUCCCUUUCCCCUUUUUUCAUAAGCGUACCAGACCGUUGUGGUGAAGAGGAAGUCAAAGCUUUCUCUUUUCUAGCCAAUCCAUAUUCCAACCCUCAUCUUUGGUCAUACUCUUUGGGUAAUGACUGAAAGAUCGCACAUACAAGUGGUCGAAAUAGAGUUCUUGGGAGGAUGGUUGGGCCCAGCCUUAGAGAAAGGGUGAGGAGCUUGGACCUUUAUGUAGAGCCAUUGCUCUUUCGCGUCCAAAGGAGCCAGUUGAGUUGGCUUCUGAUCAGAAUACCUCCAGGCCGCCUUCCUGUGGAGGUCUUCCAGGCUAGUCCAAUUUAGAGGAGACCCCAGGGCAGACCCAGAACCAACUGUUGGGAUCCCAUUCAGCCUGGGAGCACCACGAAAUCCCCUCAGGAAGAGCUGGAAAACAGAGCUGGAGAGAGGGUUGACUUACUUCGCCCACUGCCACCGUGCCUUGACCUGGGAUAAGUGGAAGAAGAUGGAUAGUUGGAUGGUUGGAUUCUCAGACUGGGCACAAAUGUUUCAGCUUGAAGCUUUGAAAGAUGGAUCCAGAUGAUAACAGACAUGGAAUCUGGCUAUUCCAAUGGCUUUGCAAGGGUAGCUGUGAGCACAGCUACAGCCGGUUUUUACGGCAUAGAUGAGCUUUUCCAGUGCAAAAUUGAGCUGUGGAGACAGGUUAUAAAUAUGGUAGAGUUACAAGGUAACAAAUGAAUAAGCAGCAACUAAAUCAUCAGGGAAUGGUACUACAAGUUAACCCAGAAAAUGGGGAAGCCGCUUUGUAAAUAAUGUAACUGACUGCCUACACCAAAUUGGCUUUGCUUCUAGGUACCAAAUGAGCAACUAAUUGAAACUGUACUAAUUUAGUACUUCCCUGAUAUGAUGCUCCAUUUUGCAGGAAACAAAAUGCAAGUGUUGCAUGCCAAGAUGAUGGAGCACAUGGUUGCAGUGUUCAUAACUCUCCCCUCAUUUUUAAUUUGCGAUAUUUGUUUGACAAUAAUAAAGGCUUUCUGUUUUAUUCUAACUGAUGAAUAGGAAAUAAUAAUAAUACAUUUUAUUUAAGGGCGCCUUUCAUGAUACUCAAGGUCACCUUACAAAGAGUACAAAAAGUGCAUUAAAACAGGCAUAAAAACAGGAAUAAAAACAAACAGUAAUACAAUAGACAAUGCAAAAGAUCAGAGGGAGUAGGAGAGUUUGAACAGAUGGGUUUUGAGUCUGGUUUUAAAGAGGGGUAGGGAGUCAGUGUUGCGGAGGUCAGGGGGGAGUGAGUUCCAUAACUGGUAGGUAAUCAAGAUUAACUUGGAACGCAGCAUCAGGUCAUCAGGUUACAGAGUAGCCAUGCUGGUUUUUGUGCACCUUACUGUCAAGUGUUACCUCUCACGGUUUACAUCCUUGUGUCGUUGCAGGCUCGCAGCUGCUUCCCAAAGUACAAUAGGGUCAUGAACAGGUGUUAGGUGGAUUAAUCAUGAGCUGACGUUCUCUCUGUCACCUGCAAAUUCAUAAUCCUGCUUCACAAGCAUUCUUAAAGCCCUUUCGGAUGAGAGUGUGUGUUUUAUUUUUAUUUAAUUUGACCUUGUUUGAGGAGAUCUGCUCCUUCUGCUGGCUAUUCCUCGGGGGAAUUCAGGGUGAGGAGGUCAAGGUUUGAUGCCUUCAUUCGCGGAGGGCGUAGUAUGAAUUUUAAACCAAAACUGAUUCAGAUCCUUUCUUUAUUUAUUCUAAUUUGAAAACCAGGCGUGGAUAAUGGAAUAUAUCUGCUGCCUUUAAACCCCUCGAUGUGCUCUAGUUCAAGAUCUUUGAUUCUGCUUUACAUGACUUAACGGUGAAGGUUACUUUUGGUGAGAUUUCUGGCUGAAGAUGAUGGUUUUUGUGAUGUAACCUAGAAGUAGUAGACCAAAGCUACACUCAAAGACAGAAUCACACUGCAGAAAAUAUUCAUCUGAAGCGAGAGGUCGAGUCAAAGCCACAAUCCCUUUUGGUGCAUUUUCACAACAUUCAGCAGUAAAUCACUGCAGGUCAACGUCUUAAAUAGCUGCUUGCACACAUAAAUUAAUGCAAGUGAGUUUAUUAACAUUUCUAAAGACCUAAGAGUGCAUCAAACCUUGACCUCCUUUUGUGUCCAUUGCUGUAUGCUUUCUCAAUGGUGUAAAAUCUCAUUCUUUGUCGAUAAAGCUAAUGUGUGCUGCAGUA